AUGGAAGCCCUUGAACCCGUGAAAAGCGUGGCCCAGGGCACCGUCGACGUCCUAGCCAGCAACGAGGUGGUUGUUGACCAGGCCAUCGAUGCCAUUGGGAUGGGUCGAUACCAGUGGCAACUACUCUUUUCGUGCGGAUUUGGCUUCCUUGUCGACCAGAUGCUCCUGAUAUCAAUCACAAUUAUUAUGCCAAAUUCUGCAAAGGAGUUCGGCCCCAAGUAUCAAACCCUCCUAUCGGCUUCCCUGUACGCAGGCCUCUUUGUGGGCGCCGUUACCUGCGGGCUUCUUGCAGACAUGAUAGGCCGCAAGUUGGUAUGGCAGCUAUCGAUCUUUGGCGUCUCCAUCGUGACCCUACUGGCGGCUUCGUCUCCGAACUGGGCAGCGUUGAAUGUCUGGACCUCUCUUUGCGGGUUGUUUGGAGGUGGUAACCUGGCCAUCGAUCUAACUGUGCUUGCCGAGUCUCUGCCCCGUAAAUGGACAUUUCUUCUCACUGGCCUUGCAUGUGUCUGGGGCCUUGGGAGUGCCAUCACCGCUCUUAUUUCAUGGCCUCUCGUCGUCGCAUUCUGCUGUCCCAAUGGAACCACUCCAGAGACAUGUUUCCGAUCUGACAACAUGGGCUGGCGAUACAUCGAUAUAGUUCUUGGCGGUUUAUGUUUGAGCAUGUCUAUUGUGCGCUCAUUUAUCCUUGGAAUGCACGAGUCGCCAAAGUGGCUCGUCAACCAAGGCAGGGUUGACGAUGCUGUGAGGGCUUUGAACCUGAUCAGCUCCAAGAACAAAGCUGAAUAUACUGCGGAGCCCCAACACUUCAGUAAUAUACCUCCAAACCGGGAAGAGAAGCUGACAUGGCUUCAGGAAGUCGUAUCAAUUCGAGAGUUAUUUUAUGGGUGGAAGAACAUCCGCCUAAUGGGAAUCAUGAUAUUACUAUGGGCGUUUGUCGGAAUUUGCUACCCCCUCUACAACGUCUUCCUGCCCUAUUACCUCGAAGCCCACGGCGCCAACCUGGGUGAUGGCAGUAACUACCAAACAUACCGAGACCUCGCCAUCUCCUCCGUAGUAGGAAUCCCGGGGCCCCUGCUAAGCGCAUACUUCGUCCAGCUCCGAAGGCUCCGCUAUCAAGGCACACUAUUCAUAACAGGUUGUAUUUGUGCCAUCUUCGCCGGACUCUUUACGAAAGUGCGCACGGAGCCGCAGAACAUCGGCUUCUCAUGCAUGAUCAACUUCUGGCUUAAUGCAGUAUACGCGGUUGUUUACGCGUAUACACCCGCUUGUCUAGCUACGAAACACCGCGGCGUCGGGUGUGGACUGCUCAUGGCGUGCGGUCGACUCGUUUCUAUAUCUGCCCCGUUCAUUGCGACCUUCGGGGACGUCACUUCGGGCGUCCCGCUUUGGGUUUCGUGUGCGAUGUAUGUGGGCAUGGCUCUAUUGGGGCUUGCCUUGCCGCGUAUUGAUUAG
Aspergillus versicolor CBS 583.65 is the source of this 1452-nucleotide messenger RNA. Its product is annotated as MFS transporter. Gene Ontology annotation, molecular function: transmembrane transporter activity. The record is from RefSeq and is a predicted model, not a curated record. The coding region runs from base 1 to 1452 and encodes 483 amino acids. Gene Ontology annotation, biological process: transmembrane transport. The transcript is spliced from 6 exons. Lineage: Eukaryota; Fungi; Ascomycota; Eurotiomycetes; Eurotiales; Aspergillaceae.